AUGCUCAAACCAGGAUAUCUGCUUCUCCUACAUACUUUGCCCACUCGCAUUGCUCACGCGACAAUCUGGGUACUCUCUACGUUCCACAGCGCAAAGACCGCUGCUCCUCGCAAACUGGCGCCACCACGCCGCUUUCUGCCUCCACAGCCGCAUCCUCACCACAGAGCCUCGCUCUUCCGCUACCUCUUCCCACGUCUGAGCCAACGAUAUCGAGAGCGGCUGCUUGGCUUCCACCUCGACACCCUUCCCUACUACAAGCACCGCCUUCAGAGUCGUGUAUAUCGCUUCAUCCUCGAGCGUCAGCGAAGGCGAAACGAGCAGUCGCGCAUCGUCGACCGUGCCCGGCGGCUUCUCCUUGGGCCGCCGAAGCCGAAGCCGACAUUGCGAGCACCAAAGAAACGGGAUGUGAUUAGAGCAAAGCGCAAGAGCAUCAUGUCAUAUCUUUCAGGGUAUGGCUCGGGAAGCGGGACUGGGGCCGAGCCCGGUGCGAGGAGAAGAAAGUUGGCGGCUGUGGCAGGCCGAGUCUAUAAUGCUGGCGCAUCGGCCGUGAGUGGGAUUCGAGAGUCGUACAAUCAGACCAGAGCCGGCCAAAUCGAUACCGAGGAGCUUCAGAAGAUUACGAUACCCGGUGCCUUUCCGGAUGUCAAAAUCAUUGUCUCGGGAGACGAACAGAUGGUGCUUUUCCCGUCUUAUGCCAAACGACACGUCAGAGGCCAAAUGCGACAGUAUGAAGACCCGGCAGGCCCACCUCACAGUUCUACCGUCGAAAUAGACGAGGAAGAGUACUGGCGCCAAGAAUGGGCGAGGCACGAAGAUGAAAAGGCCAUUGUCGAUGUAGACGUGCGAGGCUGGAUAUACAAUCCACACCGAGGGCCCAUGACUAGGAGGAAUCGCAUCCUGAUAGGCCUGGCUCGACAACUAAGCGGCAUUCCUACGCCACAAGCGCAACAGCAACACCUGGACCCGUCUCCGGCAUCUUUACACCAGUUGCAUGAAGAAGAGCGCGAGCAGAUGCGAAUCGCCCAAGAAGCCCAGGAAAUCGAAAGGCGGGGGCAAGCCGAGAGAGCAGCGGCGGUCAAGGGAGGUUAUAGCGAAGCACCAAGGGAUGCAGACUCGGAGGAUGAGUAUGGAAGCUCACGUGAUUCUAGGAGUCGUAGUCCGACUCCAUCAGCUCGCUCUGCUCCUCGUUCCCCAGUCAUGGGUGUGAGCAGAUCGAGCACUGCAGGUGGGAGUCAGCUGAGCGAGGCCGAGCUCGCUGUUGCCAAUGCAAAUUUAAUGGCUCGAAUUGCCCCAUUCAUGACAACGCCGUUGGUGCAGAGGCCUAUAACUGUCUUUUUCUACAAUGACAGCCAGUCUCAGUCCAAAACUGUCACGACCAAUGAUUCUGGCCAUUUCAUUCUGCGAGCACCGUUAGACUUUGUGCCUACUCACAUUCGAGUUCUCGCGAACGAAGGUCUGUCUGCCACCGAGCCGGUUCAUGUCAUUGAACCCGAGGGCAUCAGCCUAAUCAGUGACAUUGAUGACACAAUCAAGCACUCUAGCAUCACGACUGGUGCCAAGGAAAUCUUCCGGAAUACCUUUAUACGCGAUCUUGGAGAUUUGACGGUCGACGGAGUCAGGGAGUGGUAUACCUCCAUGCACAAUCUGGGUGUGAGGAUACACUACUGCUCCAACAGCCCGUGGCAGCUGUAUCCUGUUAUUGCUAGCUACUUCAAGCUAGCAGGGUUACCUCCCGGCUCUAUUCAUUUGAAGCAGUACAGUGGCAUGCUCCAGGGCAUCUUUGAGCCCGUGGCAGAGAGAAAGAAGGGCACACUGGAAAAGAUUAUGCAUGAUUUUCCGCAGCGCCGAUUCCUUCUCGUAGGUGACAGUGGAGAGGCUGACCUGGAGGUCUACACCGAGAUAGCCGUUGCUAACCCUGGUCGCAUUGUCGCGAUUUUCAUUCGGGAUGUGACAACGCCAGAGCGCUCGGGCUAUUUCGACUCGGGUUUCGGUCGCGCCAGUGGACGAGAGCUGGUACGGGCUCCGAACAGCACGAACCCGAGCCGUAAUAACUCGCUAGACGAUCGCGCAAGCAGGCCUGCCUUGCCACCACGUACGCCAAGCAAGCCUGCGAAAGAAGAGGGCCCGAUCAUGGGAGAUUUGAUUGACUUUUCUGAGGAACCUCAAGAAAGUCCUCAAGAAGAAUCUCGGCACUUGCAAGAAUUGCGGGAAAACCUGCCUCCUAGUAACAAGAAAGCACCGCCUCCAAGGCCAGCUAAGCCGACGUCCCUCAAAAGCUCAUCAACAGCCUCACUAUCUGGGGCAAGCAAUCCUGCAGAAACUUUGGAACAGAAGAAACCACCACCGCCGCCACAGGCGCGUAGGACUACUCCAUCUAAUGGAGGUUCAGCAAAACCUCCUGCCCCUCAUCCGCUAUCACAAAUGCAUAAUUCCUCACAGCAAGGGCUCAACGGAAGUCAACAAAGCCUAUCCAGUACAGUGCCAUAUGAUCGACGUGGAUCCAAUUUCUCCAGCACUUCUGGCUCCGCAUCAUCUAAAUCGGCUGCUCCACCACCGCCGCCACCAAGGAGAACCAAUACAGCUUCGAGUCUACAACAAUCAGGCCCACAGGUCACAAGGAACCCAUCUCGCGGUACACCGGAUUCCGAUGUAGAAGCCAUAGACUCGUUGCCUCCGUCGGCAUUCCAAAACAAUACUUACAAUACGAAUCUCACCCCAGAUGCACCACUGAACAAGAAAUUAGAUCUAUGGCAUAGGCGUUUGCAACGAGCACAGGAGACGCUUGACCAGCAAGGCGUUGCGCUUUAUACCUGGCGUCGUGGAAAUGAUGUUGUUAACGAGGCUGAGGGUCUCGUGCGUCAAGCAAUGAAGGACAUGGGAGUAAAAGUUGGCGAAGGAGAGAAGCGAAACCUGAAGAACAGACAAUAA
This is a messenger RNA of Pestalotiopsis fici W106-1, 2928 nucleotides long. RefSeq lists its product as uncharacterized. The coding region runs from base 1 to 2928 and encodes 975 amino acids. Gene Ontology annotation, molecular function: phosphatidate phosphatase activity. Gene Ontology annotation, cellular component: actin cortical patch. The transcript has 2 exons. Lineage: Eukaryota; Fungi; Ascomycota; Sordariomycetes; Amphisphaeriales; Sporocadaceae. The record is from RefSeq and is a predicted model, not a curated record.